AUGACUCGUAUCCCCGGCGAUGAACUUGGUCGAGUUUACAAAAUCCCAAGUGACACUGAGCGAGAUUCGAUCCAAUUGCAAUUAAACGGUUAUUUAGAAGCAAUCCGGAGAUGGAAAAGUCCAUGGGGGGAGAACAGAAUUUGCUCUUUGAUGAACACAGCUAUUAGGAGCGUUCGCGUACCUAAUCAUCUCAUUGGCCCUUUUGAGUCAGAACAAAAGUUCAAUGAAUACAUGAAUACCUCCGGAGCACUGCUUGGUCAGGGGGAUUCCCAUCAGAAACAGAAUACAACAACGCACUUGAUUGUGCUAGAAAAGUAG
Molecule: messenger RNA, 318 nt
Organism: Blastomyces dermatitidis ER-3
Lineage: Eukaryota; Fungi; Ascomycota; Eurotiomycetes; Onygenales; Ajellomycetaceae
Exons: 1
Coding region: 1-318 (105 amino acids)
Source: RefSeq, a predicted model, not a curated record